AUGCCGUCAGUUACCGGAUCGACAUUUGUUUCUGUCAUGAAAUUGUUUACCAAAAAACGAAAUGAUGAUGGAAAAGUUUCUUCUCAGAAAGAGCAGCUUAAUGAGCUGCAGUCAACAGCAAUACUUGACAGUAAAAUUAAAGAAUUAAAAAGUAACAAGAUUAUCUCAAAUGUGAUCACUCAACAAGUUUCCGAACAUCAAGGGGAUGGUGUGAAAAGAAUAUCGUCAGAUGGAGUAAGUAAACCCGUGGCAGUGUUAGAGGCAUCUCGUGAGUCACUACCAAGCAUUGAUACAAGGACAAUCACACGACAGUCAAAAGUACGAGUUGCACAGACACCAGAAGCAGUUGUUGCUCCAUUGUCCAAAGCCACGACAGAAAGUAUAGUUUCGGUUGCUGCUUGUAAAGAUGUAAAAACUUCGUCAUCAAAUGUAAUGGGACAGUCAAUACCAACCGAAACAUCAUGUCAAUCUUCUAAUCGUGUUCCAUCUCCAUCUGUUACACAGCAGACGCAAAUAUCUCAGCAAGUUGUGCCACCAAAAGCAGCACCACAGGUUGUAGCAAUGAAACCUCUGGCCCAACAGCAACUUCCAGUAAAGGCUGAUUCUGAGUCUCACAAGCAACAACAACCCCUAGCUACGUCAACUCCGAUCAAAAGCAUUACGCAACAAAUAUCAUCAGUUAUUUCUUCUUCUGUGCCGAUUGAUAAUUCUGUAACAUCUACUCCUUCUGCAAAUCUCGUUGAUUCUGUACGAUCGAAGCAUGAAAAAUUAGAAAGUUCUAGAAGAGAAGUACAGAAACCAGCUCACGUCCGACAGAGGACAAUAACUUUGCAAAGCCAAGUCAGCCUUGAGAUUGCCGCAGCAUAUAACGAAAUCAAGCAUAUGAAUUUGGAUGAUCCUUCAACAGAACUUGUACGGCGUAUUCAGGCAAUUGUCGCGUUGAAGGAGAAAGAGUGGUUUGCAAAAAAUGAGAAGCUAAGCCAACUAAUUUCACAUGAACAAAAACGAAAUGAACAAUUAGAGCAGAAAGCUGCCGAACGUUUGGUAGCUGUAUGUGAGUACGAAAAACUAGUGAAAGAAUUUGUUGAUGAACUAAAGAGGAGAAGUUCUUCUAAUGCAGAACGGAAAAACACAAAUAAACCUGGACCAGAAAACAAUCUGUCAUCAGAUGAUGUUGGUCAGUUAGUGAAGGAACGGGAUCACCUUAUUGAUGAAGUUAAUUCACUUGAAAGAACAUACGGUGAAUUGUUCAAACGGUAUGAAAAAUUGCGACAGUUAUGUGUUGAGAUUAAAGAGAGUGAAAAAAAAGCUAAGCUUGCAUCAGAAGAAAUUGCCAAGAAGUAUUCCAUUCUUAUAGAGAAGUUCGACAUCCUUCGACAGAAUGCUGAAGAGCAACUCGAUCUUGCAAACAACGAAAUUGAUCGGAUGAUAAAACAACAUGAAGCGGAUACAAUUGCUUUGCGGUUAAAAGUCAGACAUCAGGAGUCCAAAAUUAACAGUCUUUCUGUUAGCCUAGAGGCAAAACAAAAAGAAGUGGAUAACAUGACGUCGAUAUUUGAGGAAGUUAUUAAAAAAGCAGAAGAUAAUAAUGAAGAAGCUGGUGGUGAUUCAUGCCAAUGA
Molecule: messenger RNA, 1620 nt
Organism: Thelazia callipaeda (thelaziosis nematode)
Lineage: Eukaryota; Metazoa; Nematoda; Chromadorea; Rhabditida; Thelaziidae
Source: the annotation of a GenBank genome assembly